AUGAAGAUCAAGUCGCACGACCAAAUCACCUUCCCCGAAGAUGUCACCGUCUCCGUAAAAGACCGCAUCGUAACGGUGAAGGGGAAGCGUGGCACGCUCACAAAGGACUUGCGUCAUCUACAGCUUGACUUCCGCGUAAACAAGAAGCUCCGUACCUUCACCGCAGUUCGUUGGUUUGGUAACAAGAUCAAUAACUCAACCAUCAACACCGCUCUCUCGCACGUGCGCAACAUGAUCACGGGUGUUACAAAAGGCUUCCGCUUCAAAGUGCGCUUCGCAUACGCUCACUUUCCCAUUUCCGUGACGGUGGAAAACCAAUUGGUGGAGAUCCGUAACUUCCUUGGGGAGAAGCGUGUCCGCCGACAGGUGGUGGCAGACGAUGUGAAGGUCUAUCGUACAGAUGCUGCACUUGUCAAGGAUGAACUCGUGCUUGAGGGGAAUGACUUGGAACAGGUGUCUCGUGAGGCUGCUGUGAUGCAUCAGCUCUGCCUAGUGAAGAAGAAGGAUAUCCGUAAGUUCUUGGACGGCAUCUACGUGCAGACAAAGACCAACAUCGAAGUUGAUGAGUAG
Messenger RNA from Trypanosoma brucei brucei TREU927, 570 nucleotides. RefSeq names its product 60S ribosomal protein L9, putative. The transcript has a single exon. The record is from RefSeq and is a predicted model, not a curated record. Gene Ontology annotation, cellular component: ribosome; cytosolic large ribosomal subunit. Gene Ontology annotation, molecular function: structural constituent of ribosome; rRNA binding. Gene Ontology annotation, biological process: cytoplasmic translation. The coding region runs from base 1 to 570 and encodes 189 amino acids. NCBI's taxonomy places the organism in Eukaryota, Euglenozoa, Kinetoplastea, Trypanosomatida, Trypanosomatidae.